Molecule: messenger RNA, 6824 nt
Organism: Tachysurus fulvidraco (yellow catfish)
Lineage: Eukaryota; Metazoa; Chordata; Actinopteri; Siluriformes; Bagridae
Gene: disp2
Product: dispatched homolog 2 (Drosophila)
Exons: 8
Coding region: 175-4638 (1487 amino acids)
Cellular component (GO): membrane
Source: RefSeq, a predicted model, not a curated record
AGCAAUUUGAAAUUCAGCCACAAACCAGCCUGCAAAUACUCAGUUUAUCCUCAACACGGAGACAGGGAACAUCAUUUAGAAACGGCCAGAUCACGCAGUAUUUAAUACAUCUCUUAUUUAGGUAGGAUAUAUAAAACAGCAAAGGGUAUUUGCGUGUAAAAGUGGACUUUUAUCAUGGACGCUGUGUCCAUCUGUGAUGAGUGCUGUGUGAUAAGUGAAAUAAACCAGACGACGGCAGAAGGACCUGCUCCAAGUGAGAUCCCGAAGGUGUCAUUGUGUCCCCCAGACAGUGAGGAUGCAGAGUCUCCAAUGACUGACGUUCCUAUAGACGGGGAGCACAUAAACCAUCUGUCCACACCACCUUCCUCCUCUCAACUGUACAACCAAGUGUUGCAGAGUCAUGUGUACCAAUCACCUCGACUCAAGAGAUGCCCAUGUUGUGACCACCAGAAAACAAUUACAGACAAUGCUUGUCUGAAUCAAACAAAUACAGCUUCUCAUUCAGACUGUGCAAGCAAUGCUAUCAAGAGAGUUCACAGGUGCAGUCCCUUCCACCAGCCUAUAUGUCACAACACAUUGCAGUGUCAUUGGCUACAGGGAUCACGUGAUGGCAGUAACUACAAGCCUGUUCAACAUCAUGUGGUGACAGUCAGGACUGAGAGGCUCCACAAGAUUCCAAAGAACUACUCCCAGGUCAUAGUGGAAUACCCGAUGUCAGUUCUUAUCUCAUGUGCAGUAGUUCUCCUUACCUUCUCCAUAGCAGGGAUUUUGAUCGGUCCCCUGCCAGAUUUUUCUGAUCCUUUAGCAGGAUUUGAGCCACAUGGAACAGACAUUGGGAUUAGACUGGCAGCCUGGGCAAAGUUGCAGGAAAGUACUGGACCUGGGAAAGAACUAUCUCUGACAUUUCAGCAGUUUUUGGACUACAGUAUAGCACGUGAUCAUGGUACAUCCAGAGACAUCACCAGUAAAUCCCAGCAUCAUUUAAGACAUCGUUCAAGGAGAAUGCUACAUACAGACACUACUCAAAACACCUAUUUUUGCAAUGAUCCAGGAGAUCGCUAUGCCCAACUGGUUUUCCGCUCAGAAAACUCUGACAGUCUCUGGAGUCUGAAGGCAAUCUAUUCCAUGUGUGAAAUGGAGCAAACCCAGAUCCGCACAAAUGCACACUUCAAAGAACUCUGUCAGGUCAAAUUGGAAACUGUUGGCACCCAGAGUAAGGGAGAGUGCUGUCCAAGCUGGUCCCUGGGGAACUUCCUGGCUCUCCUCAACAAUGUCUCCUCGUGCUUCAGUCUUACAGCUCAGCAAGUGUCAGACAGUUUAGGCUUGCUCAGAUUCUGUGCCCCUUACUACCAUGAUGGAAUCCUUGUUGCAUCGUGUGCAGAGAGAAGCAAAUAUGGCUACUGUGCAUCUGUCCCACAUCAGUGCAAGGACUCUAGCAUUAUCUAUCAGAUUUUACAUUACAUGGUGGAUAAAGAUUUCCUGGGGCCACAGACUGUUGAGUAUCAGGUUCCAUCCCUCAAGUAUAGUAUCCUGUUCCUACCAAUGGCAAAAGGAAAUGCAUUAAUGGAUAUUUAUUUAGAUCACCUGGAGGGUCAUGAUCUAACAUAUAACAAUACCACUGUAACAGGAAUGGAUUUGGGGAUUAAGCAAAAGCUUUUCAAAUAUUACCUCUCAAGAGACUCCAUCUACCCUAUUCUCACCAUUCUUGCUCUGCUACUUACAAUGGCCUUAUAUCUUAGAUCAUUCCUAUUAUCAGCUAUGUCACUGGUUGCAGUCACAUUGUCACUUUUGACAUCUUAUUUUUUCUACAAAGUUGUAUUUGGACUACUGUUUUUUCCGCUUGUAAAUCUCAUGGCAGUUCUUGUCCUUUUGGGAAGUUGCUCCAAUCAAGCCUUCACCUUUAAUGACUUCUGGAAGUCCCAACUGAGCCAUAAUCCUCCAGCUGCACUGGAAAAGAGAAUCCACCAUGUCUUACAAGAAAUGGGUUACUUGAUACUGGUGUCUGGCUUGACAUCCAGCAUCACAUUUUACUCAGGCUGCAUAAGUAGCAUUACAGUGGUGAGGUGUUUUGCUGUGUAUCUUGGUAGUGCCUCUUUAAUCAACACACUUUUUGCUCUUGUUUGGCUCCCCUGUACCAUUGUUUUGCAAGAGCGAAAUGCUGCAGGAGCUUCUGCUUCUGCCUCUAAGCCAUCAUGGAAGCCAUGUUGCUCUAAAAAUCCUGGUGGAUUUUGGGAUACAAGUUCAAGGAAGCGUUGCCUUUUCACACUGCGACAGAAAUUUCGGGGUCUAAAACGUGGACUCUCGGACACAUCAAAUUUGAUUUUCUUAAAAGUCUUACCUUGUGGUGUGGUUAAGUUUCGAUACAUAUGGAUCUGCUGGUUUGCAGUCCUGGCUGCAGGAGGCAUUUAUAUCUCAUGUGUAGACCCUGGAAUGAAGCUGCCUAGCUCAGACAGUAGGGCAACUCAGCUAUUUCGAUCCAGUCAUCCAUUUGAGAGAUACGAUGCAGAGUACCGCCAUCAGUUCAUGUUUGAGCGAAUGAAACAAGGAGAGGAUGAACAUAUGACCAUGACACUCAUCUGGGGAGUCACACCAGCAAAUUAUAAUGAUCGUUUCAAUCCAAAAAGCAAUGGCUCCUUUACCAUUGACCCAGAAUUCAACAUAAGUAGUUCUGAAGCCCAAGUGUGGUUACGAAAGCUAUGUGAAAAAAUUAGAAACCAGACUUUUUAUUCAGCACCACCAGCAGACCAAGAUGCAGUGGAAGACAAUACUUGUUUUGUGGAAGAUUUAAUUCACUGGGUAUCUGUUCGCCGUUGUUCUGAAAAUGAGGAUGCUUUUAGUUUCUGCUGUAACAAUAUUACGUUCCCCUACCCUCCGAGCGUUUUUGAGUGGUGUCUCAAAAUGAUGGUGGAAAAACAACAGGCAGAAACACGUUCACCUAGGAAUGGGGGCAUUCGUUUUGAUUCACAAAAUCGAAUUGCAGCCCUUGUUGUGGUAUUUAAGACCUCACAGCUUUUCAGCUUUAACUUCAGCAGAACUUCAAAUUUCUACAAACAAAUCACGUCUUGGUUCAAUAAAGAGAUUUCUAGCGCUCCUCCUGGCCUGGAGAAAGGCUGGUUUGUGAGCCAGUUAUUGUUGUAUGACCUCCAGCAAUGCCUGAGCUCAGAGACUUUAGUAGUGGCAGGCUUUUCUGUAGCCCUUACAUUUGCAUCACUGCUGCUCACCACUUGGAAUAUACCUUUAAGCAUUUAUGUGACGUUUGCUGUAGGGGGGAGUGUUUUUGUUACUGUUGGCCUGCUUGUGCUUUUAGAAUGGCAGUUAAAUAGUGUGGAAGCACUGUUCAUUUCAGCUGCAGCAGGCCUCUCUGUUGACUUUGCAGCCAAUUAUUGCAUUUCCUACUGUCUGGCCCCACACACUGACAGAUUCGGUAGGGUCGCAUAUUCUCUGAAGAAAAUGGGUAGUCCAGUAGCCACAGGUGCAGGAGCAUACUUUGUUGUUGGGAUUAUAAUGCUACCAGCAACUGCACUGCUUUUCCGGAAGCUUGGAAUAUUUCUCCUUCUUGUAAAGUGUGUGGCUUGUGGGUUUGCCACUUUUUUCUUUCAGUCACUCUGUUGCUUCUUUGGUCCUGAGAAGAAUUGUGGGAAAAUAAUCAUACCAUGUGCAAAAGAGAGAGCCACAGAAAGUAUACCGCCAUCUUCUUCAGGUGCUGAAGCAGGAAACAACAAUCUGUCAGCUAACGGUACAUUUGGUUGUGGCACUGGCACAGGAUCACAAGGGAAAAGAAAUUAUAAUAAACAAAGUGGCAGAGCAUUCUUGUGCCCCAAUCAGCACCACCACAGGCAACACCAGUCAAGGCUAGGGAGGGAGCCCGAGCAGUAUGAGCUGCAACCCCUUGCCUGUCAUCUAAGUGACAGCUUUGAAAAUAGCACUUGCACCAGCAAGCUGUCCAACAGACCUUCUGUUCUUUCAGAUGACAUUGAGUUCUGUGGUCUAAGUCCAAAGCGUUAUUAUGAAAGAAUUAGCACUGAAUCUGUGAAUGAGGAAAUAUGCAGCAGACACCUCAAAGGUUGUGAAACUCACCAAGCUGUCCAGACCUCAUCCCCUUACAAAGGAAAUAAAACACGACCCAUAGUGGUACCUCCAGGGGAUACAGAGAAAGAAAAGCGUUUCUGCAAGAAAUGCCAUAGUGGCCCUGGAAUUAAACUAUGGAAUGUCUCCUUGUCGUCCUCUAGCAUGGAAGAUAUCACUGUCAUAGAGACUAUAAAUGAGACUACUAAAAGGUCGCUGUCUAUGGAUGGGGCCUAUAGAUGUCACGAACAUAAAAGACUUUUGUCAUGUCAGUCUCAGAGUUCCAUUGAGGGGCUUGAAGAUUCUAAUGAGACUUGUUUGAGUGACAUUGAGCCAGCAGUCUCAGUCACACCACCCACAGUGACUGAAGGAGAGCUGCAACCUGGUCACCUCAAUGACAAGAGAGAUACUUUGCGUCUGUCUCUGAGAGAAACAGUUUAUGACUCUGGCUCCCCAGGGUCUGGAAGGGGGCGGACAAGCCAGAGUGAGCUGCCUGUAAUAUUACCAAACAGUCAACCGAAUUUACCUGAUGUUUGGAUCAAGAGGGAUGGAAGAAGUGAGGACAGCAGUUGAUUUAAUGAAUAAAACAUAUUAACAGAUAGAACUCAAGUCUGUGCUCUUACUUUUACCACCAUUUAAAAUCCUAUACUUUUUUUUAAAAAAAAGUAUUUGAGGUGGACUUGUACAAAACAUCUGACAAAACAUAUGUCUCUAAAUUAUCAUUAUAUCUGAAAAUGCCUAUAACAGAUCUGUAAAUUAGCAAUUAUAUAGAUCCAUGUUAUACUGAGUCUUUUUGACAUGAAUUCAUGUCACACUGCUAUCUGCAAUUAUUUUACUCUUUGGACUGAUGCACUUGCAUGUCACUACAAUCGUGUGUGAUGGAGCUUUGGUUGCUAUUUCAUAACACAAAUAUUGUACAUAUCAAAGUAUUAUUGUGUGAGAGCAGUUUAAAUAAACCUUUUCAUAGAUGCAGUUUCCUCUUUUUAAAUAUUCUAGAUAAGGAAUAGGCAUAAUAGCGAUCUAGAAAUGUACUUGACUAUUUCUUUUGAAACAAUCCUUAUGGAAAAUGCAUAGAUAUCCAUCACACUAAUGGCUUGUAGGGCACAAUGUAUUGUUUUGAUACUAGCAAUGUCUACAGGUCGUUUAUACCAGGCAUGACUAGAUUUUCCUCCACAUGCACAUGCCUUUAAUAAAGCAAUAAUUCGGCUUCACAUGUGGUGGAGGAAGUGUGGGAACUGAAUCUAGAACACACAAAAAUAAAUAAAUAAAUAAAUAACUUUUAUUUUGACACUAAUUUUGAAUCUCCACAGGAUCUGAGAGCUUGGUAAUUAAUGAGUCUUUUAAAACAGGUUUAUGUUUUUGACAAAAUGUUUUCUUAAUUCAAAUUGCCAAUAUGUACCUUUCUGUUUUGUCUGGGGCGCUUGUUUUGACUGUGAUUUUAUUUAUGUUGAUUUUGUUCAGACCUCUGCUGAGAUAAAAGUUAAUAGUUUAUCUUUCUACUUGCAUGAUAUUUAGAUUAUAUCAGAUUUAUUGUUUCUUAUUUUACAAAUUGAGUGUUAAAGUGUUAAAAUCAACAUAUCAAAUCUACGAAUAAACAAAGCCAUAUAUUUGUAAAAUCUGAAAUUGACUUUCAGUUAACAAUUAAGGCAGUUAACCCUUUAAAUAUGUUUCAUGACAAAUGGUCCAAAAUAGCUAAGAAAUUAAUUGUUCAUUAACCAAAUGUGUAAUGCAGACAUUCCACAGCUGAUGUCCUGAUCUCCUGUGCUGCACUAACUUUUCAUAAAACAUCAUCUGAGUAAAACAGUCUCAUUUGAAACACUGAUAGGUUGGUUUAAAAUUCAAAUUUUAAAACAAUUUCUAAAAUUGCUAGACAUACAAACAUGAUUUAGUUCUAAUUUAGUUAGAAACUUUGAACCCCAUGAAGGUGAGAAAACCAAUAUCCUUCUCGCAUGUUUACUAUGAAAGUAGGUUGAACAUUUGUAGUCCUUUGAAAAGCAAACUUUACAACCUGAUGGUGAGAUGUUUUCAUUUUUUUCAUAACAGUGACAAAAUGCAACAUAUUAUUUAACUUCUGCCAGCAGCACUAAAUAUCUACCAAGUUAGUCAACUGAUAUCUGAUAAUGGUAUAUAGGAAAAAUUAUUUUCUUUUCUGCUCCACACUUUACUGUAUUGUCUUUAUAUGCUAUUACUUGUUAGAAUAUUGUGCUAUCAUUAGAGUAUCAAGACUGGGUUUCUUGCAGUGAAGUGUAGUGCUAUGUUGCGUGAGAUUUGGUCAUUACUGAAAUAAUUUUUUAAUUAAAAUAAACAUGUAAUUGUUUAGUCACUUCUGAAUGACUGGAAUGUAAAAAAGAUAAAACGCCAUUUGAUAAAUAAUAAUGAAAAAAAUCAUACAUUAAUUUAUCAAGCAUUCACACAUUGACUUGGAUUACUGAUGACUAUUGUUGAAUAUCCCUUGUAAUCCAUUUACCGCAUUUUAUUCAAAUGAGGUCAAUGUUAUGUACGUAUGUCAGCGACCAAAAUGUCUGGAAUGCUGUCGUAACUUUCUAGUGUACAAAUUGCCAAAUGUUAAAGAAAAAAAAAAAAAAAAGAGUAAUAAUUGUUUGUUAUAAACAGUGAUGUCACGUUUAAGAAACAUGCUGUUAUAAAAUUGUUUUAUGUGGAUGUGUGAUGUCAGAUUAAAAGUAUUAAGAAUGAACUGUUACAUGAAUGUGACAAAGUCAAUAAAGAUUUAUAUUUUACCAUGAGACAUGACCUGAAUC